AUGUUUCUGCUUUUCAUCUUCCCCUUUUCCCUGUCUCUCUCUCGCUGUCUCACAUUCACCAAAACCGCAACAGAUGCAUCCACAGAACGGUUCCUCAACUCCAGAGAUUCAACCGAUUCACAGUCUGCAUCCACACAGUCCACACAACAACCAAUGCGACGCAAACCCGUGAGCGGUACUCGGGCAGAUAGUCCAGCGGUGGGUGGAGAUUUAUCCGGCUCGGCGGUCGCAACCGGUGGAACAACCGGUGAUGGUACCACUGAGAACAAACCACUUGCCUCAUCUGUAAAUAAACCCGGGGAACGAACUGUGACCGAUACAAAUGGAAACGUGUCUCGCGCGAGUGCAGGUUCACGCCUGUCCGAUCCCGGCAGAUCGAGCAGUUUAGCUCGUGCUCGAAAGCGUGCACGGAAUGACACGCGUCGUUUGGGCAUGAAAAAUUCAACCGCUCACACUGCCCUAUUAUCGUCCACAAACAAUGGUAUUCGUAGUAUGGAUGGGGAUGAUGAUGCUGAUGAUGACGAUGACCUCGGGCCGGAAGACGAUGAGGAUGAUGAUGAUGACAGUGGUGCUAUGCCCGGUGUUGCCAGUGGGCGUGCUUUGUCGAAUCGCCCAGAUUUUUCCGAUCUUGACUCUCCGUUGGAUGAUUUGCACGCAGGUACGGAUUUGGAUACUCCCUAUCGAGGCCGACAACGUCGCCAAACCUAUCAAAUGCCCCCGAGACGUCGUGAUUCGUCUCUGGGUGGCUACGGACAUAGCAGUUUCUACGGCGGUCCCGCGGGAGCAGGCACACUACCACGACGUCAUCGUUUAGAUGUGAGUCUGACGAGAGCGACCACAAUAGGCGGUGGUGAUGGCACAUUGCGUUCCGCACAACGCCUGGCUCAGUCAAUUCGUAGCGGUGUAAUUCCACCUCCUCCAUCGGAACCACCGCCUGCAACUCCGCUGUCCGGUUCACUUAUGUCUGAACUUGGCGCGAUUGGAGUUUCGGCCGGAGGUAGCGGUGCAUCUGGACUGAUCAAUCCGUUUGCGUUGCAGUUGCACAACCAACAACAGCAGCAGCAACAACGACAAGCGGCUGCCUUGGCCGCAGCUGUGGCUGCCUCUGGUGGUGUACACCCUCAGUUGUUCUCUGCAGUCGGAGCCCAGGCUUCCGGCUUGAACAAUCCAUAUCUUCUAGGUGGUGAGUUAUUGUGCAUAUCUGCCAAAAAUCAUGGGAUACACGUGAUCGGAGAUGAGAUUCCAGAAAGAGUUGUCACACCUAAAUAUAUUAUUCCGGCUCGAAAGGGUAAUCAGCCAAAAGAAAAAACUGUGAAUCAGUGUCGUUCGGACAGCGAGUUGAAUUGCCAGAUCACCCUUCUAAUCUCAUGGAAGAUGCGAACGGGCUUUGUGAUGAUAUUGGAUUCGCUUCGUCACUCUUCUCAACCCCCCUCACCGUUCGAACAGAAAGUCGCGAUCCAGGCGAAAAAUAGAUCCCAGUGGUCCCAUCCUCUUCCAGACUGGUCAACACAAUCAUUCCUCUGUAUUCGACUUCGUCAACAACAACGACAACAGCAACAGUCACUUUCGUUACCCGGUCUAAUAACCAAUGCAGACCCAUCACAAAUCCUUCAACUUCAACAACAAGCCCUGCUAUUACAACAGCAGCAACAUCAGCAGCAGCAACUCGAUGCUCACAUUCGUCAACAGCAACAACAGCAGCAACAACAACUCCUAGUUGGUGGCCUUCUCCAACCUACCUACAGUUCAAAUUACGGUACACUAGGUCGACCCACAAGGACCGAUUCUGUUGGUCCAAUGCAAUCCUAUCUGUCCGCCGCCGCACUACUAUCAGCACAACAACAGCAACAACAAGCACGGCAAUAUCAAGCACAUAGCACAAACGGUGUGAUACAGUCUCCAUCCAGUGCGUUGGCUUCUUCGGAACAAGGAGAUGCAAUCAUGAACAAGUCAACCAAUGCACAGGGUGGAUCGGGUUCAGUUGUUUACGAAAACUCGUACAAUUCAUUCCACCGGUAA
Echinostoma caproni is the source of this 2019-nucleotide messenger RNA. Lineage: Eukaryota; Metazoa; Platyhelminthes; Trematoda; Plagiorchiida; Echinostomatidae. The record is from the annotation of a GenBank genome assembly.